This is a messenger RNA of Ilyonectria robusta, 1230 nucleotides long. RefSeq lists its product as uncharacterized. The coding region runs from base 1 to 1230 and encodes 409 amino acids. The transcript has a single exon. Gene Ontology annotation, molecular function: protein binding. Lineage: Eukaryota; Fungi; Ascomycota; Sordariomycetes; Hypocreales; Nectriaceae. The record is from RefSeq and is a predicted model, not a curated record.
AUGAAGCAAUUAUCACUGUCGCCUCGAUGUUGGCUUCUGAUCGGGAUGUUGGUGCACCGACCGGUCUCAGCGCUUGCAGGAUGGAAGAAUGAGGCAAUCUGUUCCUGGAAUCCAGUGACGCCGCUGCUCGAAAAUCGCUUCUGCGAGCUAAAUCGGGAGACCACGACACCAAUCCCGCGACAGAACGAGACUGAAAACGAAGGGCACGAGCUGGGUUGGAGAGGCCCACACGGAUGUGUCGAGGGCUUUUGCUUGUACUCAAACCCAGGAUUCUACGGUGGCAGAGGAAUCGUAGCGAUUACUCUAGAGGUGCAUCUGCCGACGCUGAAGGGCCUGCAAUCACAACUUCGAGGCCUUGAUGCCCCGUCCUCGUUCCACGUCGAGGAAGUGCCCGGGAAAGGGCUCGGUGUGAUAGCAGAUCGCGAACUGAACAGAGGAGAAGCCGUCAUGCCAAGACCUCCAGCGCUCCUCGCACACAGGCGAUUCUUGGAGGACCACGCAUCCUCGGAACAGCAACACGCCCUCCUCGACAAGGCCGUCACCUUUCUCCCCGCAGAGACUGGGAAGUUGUUUCUCUCCCAGAUGGCUCACCUCGGCGGCCACCGCGUCAACGACAUUCUCAUGACGAACGGCUUUCAAGUCGUUCUCGGUGGACCAGAUAGCCACCACUAUGGGAACUACCCCGAAAUCUCGCGACUCAACCACGACUGCCGGCCGAACAUGGCUUACUACAUCGACUCCGACUUUGUCCAUCGCACCAGAGCGGUCCGGAAGAUCGUCCCGGGCGAGGAGCUCACUGUGACGUACCUCGACCCAUUCCAGGACCGGGACGCAAGAAAGCGUCGCGCCCACAAGGCCUGGGGCUUCGAUUGCCAAUGUCUGCAAUGCAGCCUCCCUGAUGCCCUCGCAGAUGCCAGUGACGCACGAUUGCGGCGGAUCCGUGUGCUGGAGGAGCGCAUGGAGAACCUGGAGAAGCACCUGACGAUGGAUGACAUCCGUGAAUUGAUGAAGUUGUACAGAGUGGAACGGCUGGAAACUAAGCUUGCUGGGGGGUUGACAUUGGCGGCGAUGAAUGCCAAUUUGCUAGGCAGAGCAACUGAGGCGAGAGAGUACGCGCUGCGGGCAGUGGAGGCGGGCAUCAUCGAAAGGGGUGAGACUGAGGAUGUGAAGUCAAUGAGAUUGUUGGCACAGGAUCCCAAGGGGCACUUUACAUGGAGAGGGCGUAUGUGA